Molecule: messenger RNA, 1770 nt
Organism: Neospora caninum
Lineage: Eukaryota; Apicomplexa; Conoidasida; Eucoccidiorida; Sarcocystidae
Exons: 5
Coding region: 1-1770 (589 amino acids)
Source: RefSeq, a predicted model, not a curated record
AUGCCGCCUCUGAGCUUUUUCGUCUGCCUCCGGGUACCUUCCGCUCCUUUCCUUUAUCGUCGGGCGCCGCGCUUUCUGCCAGUGCGGAAGCGUCUCCCGUGGAAAAUCGGAGAGAAACUUGCCUCUGCUAUUCAGCAAACUAGAGAGGAUUAUCGUCGUCUUGUCGGCUAUCCCAUGGGCAUAACCACGGCUCCGACCGCUCGUGUACGCGCCAACCAAGUUGCCACAGCCGUCGGGGUGGGGUCCUCUAGGGGCUUCUCGUCGGUGGAGUUCUUUCCUGAAGGCUACGGCGAGGAACAAGGGCUGACAAGCUUUUGCAGAGAGCCGGCAGUUCCGCAGUGUGCCCGAUCUGCAUCGACCGGCGCAGACGAUUGCAUAGAAGAGACUCUUCACUUUGUAGCUCAUGCGUUUCUAGAGAAUUCACCAUCGGCAAAAAUAAGCACAACCGUUCCGGAGAAACACGAACAAACCUCCCACCCUAGUGGAAGCAGCAAAGUGCCCCAUGCACGUGGCACUUGCUCUGUACGUGUCCACGCUUUUCUCUUUGCAAUGGAUAAGCCGGUCCUCUCAGGUCCACAGAACGACAAACGCAAAAAAACAUACCGUGAGGAAGAUGAUAAUGGAAAUCCAGCGAAGCCGACGGGCAUGCCAUCGCAACCUGUAACCCAGGACAUGACGGGAAGAGAAAUCUUCCGCGACACGGUGUCGACAGCUCAGAACAGAAUGGCAGAAGUGGACAGUCGACAGGGAAUCCAACAGCGAAACGGCGAGAGCUGGAAAAGUUUGUACACGGAACGUCAUAUCCAGACGGAAGAAGGAAAGGAACCAAAUGGAAGGCGGCAAUUACACGAAAGCGAGAAAAGGCUUCUCUUCACCCUGGCUGCAGCUGUCAUGACCAUCCACGAGGUCAUGGUCCUUGGUAAAUUUCUUACCAUGGCUUCAUGCUGCUUUGAGUCUACAUUCAUUUUCAGCAUAGGAGGACUUUGGAAGCCACGGCUGCAGUCAUCGGUAUUCCUCCAGCGCUGUGUUUCGUCUAUCCCGGAGCAGCCUCCUCGUCGCCGCUCUCUGCAGUUUCGCCGGUUUCUGCAGUUCUCUCCAAAAUGCCGUGGGCAGAUUUUACUGGUGGGGAGGAUGCCAGACCUCCAGCGUGGAAGAGCGUCUUCUGAUGUAUCCAUAGAGGAAACGGAUCGAAAUUCGGACCAACCGCGAUCAGAUGCGUCCGUUGUUGGCACUGAGGAAGAUUUGACUCGGAACUGGGAGCAAACACCUGGUGUGUUGUACGCUGGAAACGGAGGUCGUCUACUCUCUGAUCAGCAAGCAUCUGCAGUAACAGCUCGUGUCUGGGUGUUGGAGGUGCCUUCGUCUCCGAGAAGAUUACUUGCAACUUCGACGUCUGACUUCGACGGACGAGAAGUGGAACAAAACAAGCGACACAACGAGCCUGAAGGAGACACGUUGUUAACAAAUAAGGAGUCCUUUGAGACAAAUCGACUGGAAAACAAUAGAUCCCCAAAAGCUUCUGCAUGGAAAACAACGAGAGGGUCUGCCUACAAAUUACGCAUCUGCCUUGCAGAAGAUGACAAUAAAAAGGCUGCCGAGAAGACUGACACGCCAUCCUCUGAUGCGGCCGCCUCGCAGGCCGAAACGCCCGAUAGUGAAGAACUUUUUCAGAGCGAGAGCGCGAUACGCGUGACAGGCAAGCUGACCGAAAACGGCCCUGGAAAAAAGGGCUGCUGUCGAUGCGGAGGGACGACUGCUAUACGACGUUGA